CUCCAUUCCUUCUUAUAUAUCCUCCCACUUUGCUCUCUCUACAGAUCUCUCCUCCCAAUCAAACACCACACACAGCAGCCAUGGAGAAGCAAGACAGCAACAGAAGCCUCUCCUUCAUCGACACACCUACCGCCGCCAAUGCCGGUUUCCUCGAGAGGGGAAGGCGGAUCAAGAUGGCAGCCGAGAUGGGACUUGUUGAGUCCUCCCGCGGCCGCCACUGGAGUCGCGCCCUCCGCAGCCGCCUCCUCCGAAGGAAAGGAAACGGUGCAUGCGGCUGCAAGGAAGAAGGCUUGGCUCCUUGUAAGGUGGCUGAAGACUUGGUUGGAGAAGACGGAGACGAUGAGGUGAUAGAGAUAGAGAGGAGGGUGAGAGCUCUUCAGAAGCUAGUCCCGGGCGGCGAGGACUUGGCCAUGGACCAGCUCUUCGAGGAGACGGCAGACUACAUCGAGGCGCUCCAGGGGCAGGUGAAUGUGAUGAGAGCGCUUGCCGGCUUGCUUGAUGGGUUGGAGAAGGAGAAGAGGUUGAUGGGAGGGUGAGGGUGGUUCUUCUUGGGUUCUUUCUUUCCCUUGCAGUCUUUGUUAGUAAUUAACCUCCUCCUAAUGAUAAUUUAAGAGAGGAAACUAUUAGCAAGUAAUUCUUCUUCUUCUUCUUCUUUUCAUUUUCUUUUUUAUAUAUUGUUUUGAUUUGGUACUCCAAAUUCUCACCUUGUUAUGAAAUUAAUUGAAAAAUGAUAUGGGUGGAAAUUAGUUCGAAUA
This is a messenger RNA of Phoenix dactylifera (date palm), 755 nucleotides long. Lineage: Eukaryota; Viridiplantae; Streptophyta; Magnoliopsida; Arecales; Arecaceae. The record is from RefSeq and is a predicted model, not a curated record.